AUGGAGGAUUUCGAAGAACGCAGCAGCAACAGCCAGGCUCUUCGAGUCUCUGGUUUACCAUUGCCUCCUCCUGCUCGUGUCUCUCCUGCACGCGUCUCUCCUGCGAGGCUUCCCCUGGCGUCAUCUCUUUCAGCGCCUCCGCGCUCCCUUGCCUUAUACGGAGGACGAAGUGUACCACCCGGGGCAAGUGACGCUGGAAGCUCCGUUCAAAAGCCUGCUUCGUUACAAGCAGCAUCAGUCUCGUUGCAUGCGCGGCCGGUAUCGAGCCGGAGCCUGCCAUCCGGGGCUGUUAUCGACGUGGAGGGGGGUGCAGCUGCGGAGGAGGGUGGGGCAGAGAGGAUAUUCGUGGCAGUGCGAGUGAGGCCGUUGAGUGGGCGGGAGGUGGCAGCAGGCGAGGAGAGUGUGUGGCAGGUGCUCGAUGCGUGCUCUAUCCGCUCUGUGCUCCCUUCCACUGCGCCUGCUCCGUUGCAAGGAGACCGCUCAGCGCCUGCUCAGACUUACCACUUCGAUAGGGUAUUCGAUGAGCAGGCGUCGUCCCUUGCAGUGUACCAGCACGCAGCCAGACACGUGGUGCUCUCCGUGCUGCAAGGAGUCAACGGCACCAUUUUCGCAUAUGGCAUGACAGGGAGUGGCAAGACGUACACCAUGGCCGCAGUAACGGAGAUGGCUAUACAGGAGAUAUUCGAGCACAUAGCCAAGCUCGGCAGCGAGCGAGAGUACUCCCUGCAGCUGGCAGCCAUGGAGAUCUACAACGAGCAAGUGCGGGACCUGCUGGCUGCACCAGGGGACAGCGCCCCGCUCAGAGUGCUGGAUGGCGCAGAGGGCGGCACUCUAGUGGAGAGCCUGUCACGCCAUGACGUGCGCUCGCCAGCGCACCUGCUGCUGCUGCUGGAGCAGUGCACAGCCCAGCGCACAGUGGGGGAGACGCAGAUGAACGAGGCUAGCUCACGCUCGCACCUCAUCGUGCAACUGACCGUGCAGAGCGAGCCCACAGCAGCAUCUGCCUCUCUGCACCUCUCCACCUCCUCUCUCUCCGCUGAUCCCGCACCUGCCUCCACUGCUUCUGCUGCAUCCACUACUCCUGCUGAUGUUACAAGCGCUCACCCCACCGAGCCAAGGCUCACAGAGGCAGCAGAAAAUGGCCCCACGAGUGUCUCCGCCUCCUUCUCCUCCUCCUUUUCCCCCUCUGUCGCCUCCUCCUUCGCCUCCUCCUCCGUGCUCUCCUCCUCAUCCCUCGCCCUCUCCGUAUCCUCCGCCUCUGCACCCCUUGCUUCAUCCGUGCCUGGCCUUGCCUCCCUGCCGGCGCCUGUCCUACGUGCCACUCUGAAUCUGGUGGACCUAGCGGGCAGUGAGAGGGCAGGGCAGAUGCAGUCAGAGGGGCAGCGGCUGAGGGAGGGAGCACACAUCAACCGCAGUCUGCUCACUCUCAGCACCGUCAUCCACAAGCUCAGCGCACCCGCCUCCUCCCUCUCCUCCUCCUCCUCCACCCCACCCCCCCUCUCCUCUUCUUCCUCCUCCUCCUCGUCCCCCUCCCGCGCCCCCCACAUCCCCUACCGGGACUCCAAGCUCACGCGCAUCCUGCAGAGCGCGCUGGGGGGAAACGGCCGCACGGCAGUGCUGUGCACUGUGAGCGCUGCAGCGUGCCACGCUGAGCACACGCGCAACACCCUCGCGUUUGCUGCGCGUGCUAAGCAGGUCUCCACCACAGCCAAAGUGGAGUCGGGUCAAGAGAAGGUGAUUCGGCAGCUGCAGCAGCAGGUCAAGCUGCUGGAGGGCAAACUCAAGGGCGUGGAAGAGGAGAGACACAAGCAGCAACAGGAACAGCAGCAGCAGCAGCAGCAGCAGCAGCAGCAGCAGCAGGCAUUGAGGGAGGAGGCAGGCGAGAGAAGGAGGAGCAGUGAGGGUGUAUCAGCAGCAGCAGCGAGGCAGCUGAUACUGGAGUACGAGGAAGCAAUGGGUCAGCUAGAGGCAGAGAAGGACGAGCUGUACGCGCAUCUGUCACGUGCUCUCUCCCAGAGGGACGAGGCGCGGUGCAUGGUGGCAGCGCAGCAGAGGGAGGUGCGGGCCAUGCGGGAGCACCUGGUGCUGCUGCACUGGCAGCUGGACGAGGGUCAGGGGAGCGAGGAGAGCGAGCAGAGUGAGGGGGGCGAGGGGAGUGACGGGGGCAAGAGGAAUUUGGUGGAGGGGGGUGGUGGAGAGGAUGGUGCGGUGAGGAGUGGUUUGGAAGGAGGGAGUGGUGUGGAGAGAGCAGCAGGGCGAGAGGGGGUUGGUGAGGAGGAGGGCGGGAGACAGGGGAACGAAGGGGCUUUAAGAGGAAUUGAUAGGGAAGCAACAGCAAGCCCUGUGGUUAGCUGUGUUGCAUCUCGAGCAGGCAACAGCAGUGGGAGUUUCUCGUUUACUGAUCCUGAUGGCACUCUGCUGUCCCAGCAGCAGCAGCAGCAGCAGCAGCAGCAGGAAGAGCAAGAGCACCUGGAGACUGAUGACAGCGACUAUGCAACGCAAGCGUGGGUGCAGCAGCUGCAGCGGCUGGCAGUGAUGGGCGAGAGGAUGGGGCAGCAGGACGCACACAGGGCCCUGCUCGCGCUGCAAGCAGAGAUCCACUCGCUCUGGCUCUCCGCCUCUUCUUCCCUCUCUGCGUCGGCUUCCCUCUCUGCCUCUGCUUCUCUUCGAACCUCCGCUGCUGCUGCUGCUGCUGUUGCUGCUGAUAAUUCUAGUGUUGGUGCUGUUGGUGCUGUUGGUGCUGUCAGCGCUGCUGCUGGUGGUGCUGCUACUUUCCCUUCUGAGGCACCGCGGAUCUCUGCUGCGUCGUGUGCUGUGGUGGAGGGUGCAGCGCGUAACAGUGGUUGUGCCACUGCUGCCACAGACGCACUGUGCUACAGGGUCGUUGGGAGUAUGGAGGCGCCUCAAAAGUCCCUCUCCGGCUCAUCUCCCUUCCCUUUCGCUCUAGAUCCACCAGCCAGGUUUUCUCUCGGGGGAGUUGGGAGUGAGGGGAGAGGGAGGGAGAGCGGGGAUGGUGGCGGUGGUGAAUGUGGUGAUGGUUUGAUGCGUGGUGUGGGAAGGGACGUGGAGAGGCAUGGGGAGGACGGGAUGGGAGAGAGUAGGGUGGGUGGAUGGCAGGGUCGGGAGACAAGGACGGGAGGCGGCGAAGAGGACGGAGAGGAGGAGAUGGGAGAGAAGGGAGGGGAGGGAGAGGCGGGGGAGAGGGAGUGGGAGGAUGGAGGGGGUGAGGAGAGGCAUGCAGCUGGGGAUGGGCGUGUACGUGAGUGGGAGGGGGGAGAGGAGCAGAGAACAAUGGUAAGGGUGGAUGGAGUGGAGGAAGAGGAGGAGGAGAAUGGGGAAGACAAGGAGAGUACGGGACAGUCUGUUAAGGAGAAGGAGAGGCGAGGAGGAGGGGAGGUGCUCGAGGUGGAGGCAGCGAAGGAGGGCCGGUGCUGCUGCAGAAGGGUGUUUCUUACAAUUCUAAAUGCACCCGUCCCCUCCUGUCCAACACUCCCCACCUCAAUCGCAGGUGCUCGAGGUGGAGGCAGCGAAGGAGCUAGAGGCAGAGAAGGAGGGGCGGCUGCUGCUACAGCAGGCGGACAGGGGAGGGAAGGUGGGCGGGCAGUGGGGCCACGAGAGGCACAGCAGACAGAGAAUGACGUGGCAGGGGGAGAAGUGGCGCGCAGUGCACGAGGGGAUGGGCGUGGGGAUGGGCGUCAUGAUUGCACAGAAGAGACAGAAGUAGGAGGAGAGGGAGGGGGGGGCACUGUGGAGAGUAGGGAGGGGAGCAGCAAGCAGGGGCGUGCAACUGUUAUGGGAAGCUGCAUGGAAGGCGGUGCGAUGGGUGGUGCGAUGGGCGGUGUGCUGGGUGGUGAUGAUGACGAUCUGAAUGAUGCUGCUGGCAACAGGAAUGUGAAUGUUCGGGACAUGAGGCGUGGAGGAGAAGGGGUGCGGGCAAUCAGGGAGAGGAGGGCGAGUGGGGGAAGUGGUGCGAGUGGUGUGAGUAGGAUGCAUGUGGAGGUGGAGUGGCGGCACAUGCGAUGGCUGCAGGGGCAGCUGCAUCUGCCCUGCAAUGCGGGGUGGCUCAGCCGGCGGCAGCAGCAGGUGCAGCAGGAGCGGGCAGCCAUAGCCAGGCAGAUGAAGCGCCACCUAUCCCCCGCACACCGCCUCUCCCUCUUCCUCCUCUGGGGAAUCGACCCUGCCUCUCGCCACCGCUGCUCCCAGCUCGCCCUUUCCAUCUGGCCUCCCCCUCCGCCUCUGUCUUCCCCUCCCCCUCUUUCUUCCUGUCCAUCUCCUCCUCUUCCUCCUCUUCCUCCUCCUCCUCCCCCUCCGCUUAUCCCCGCACCAGCCUCUGCUGCACCUGCAGCAACCCCCAACCCAGCCGCAUCACCUGCAUCUGCUGCUGUGACUGAGACUGGGGCCACAAUGACGGUGGCCCGUGUGUGCAUUCACACGGCACACGCCAGUGCACGCGUGGUGGCAGCACCUCUCUUCCACCCUCCCACACCGUCACCUCCUCUGCCCUUCCUGCCUGCUACCGCUGCUCAUGCACAAGCCCUUGUUCCUGCUGCGGUUCCUAGCUCGGUCACCACCUCUCUUGCAGCAGACGCUGAUCGCAGUGCGAGCGGCAACAGCAGCAGCAGCAGCAGGAGAAGGCGUGGUGGUGCUGCCAGUGGGAGCAGCAGCACAGGGCAUGAAGACGAACCAUCGGCACAGGCAGUCUCGGUGGAGCUAAGGCUGGUAGAGGAGAGGGGCUUUUUCGAGCUUUCCCUUCCUGCUUGCUCACUCCACCCUCCCGCUUCUCCUUUCGCCCUCUCUCCUCCCCCCUUCUCUCCUCUCCCGCCCUCUCGUGUGCCCUCCAUUCCUAUGCCCCUCUCUCUCUCCUCCCCCCCCCCUCCUCCUCUCCCCUCCCUCUUCCCCUCCCCUCCCCUCCUCCCCCUCUCAGUGCGAGCAGAGGCACUAGAACUGAGGCUAGUGAAAUGCCAGCAGAGGCGCUAG
Molecule: messenger RNA, 4977 nt
Organism: Closterium sp. Naga37s-1
Lineage: Eukaryota; Viridiplantae; Streptophyta; Zygnematophyceae; Desmidiales; Closteriaceae
Source: the annotation of a GenBank genome assembly